Messenger RNA from Prorocentrum cordatum, 2145 nucleotides. The record is from the annotation of a GenBank genome assembly. NCBI's taxonomy places the organism in Eukaryota, Dinophyceae, Prorocentrales, Prorocentraceae.
CAUGACAGCCCAAGAGGCCCCCAAGAGCGCCCAAGAUGGCCUCCGUAGCCGUUUUGGCUCAAGCCAUUCUGGAUCAACGGCUCAAGGGCUAACUUGUGCGCGACGCGUGCUUGCUGAUUGGCCAUCACCCUGCCAGCACAUGCCCGUGCUCAUGGCGACGUUUCCAGGCGGCGAUGUCGUCUUCGCCGAGCCGAUUAAGGACAAGAUGGCACGCCCCGGCUCCCAAGCCACAGAAAGCUUGGUCCCCACGCGGUGCCCGUCGACGGAGCUGCUGACCUUCGACCGAAUCGAUGACGGCCACGAUGCCACCGCGCCGCAGAAGGGCGGCGACGAGCCAGCGCUCCUCGAACCAGUCGUGUACCCAGGCAGGGGGUGGUCCGCGAUGGCAGCGGCGCAGAACGAGGCCCCCCUCCGGCGCCUCCGGUCCGAGGCGUAUUGGGAAUUGAAGGCCGCAUCCCGCCAGCGGACGAGGUGCGCGCCCUGGGAGAUGGGCAUCAGGCAGCGCAGCGCGCUCUUCGAGGAGGACCUCCGCGGGACGGCUGCGGCCGCGAUGCCCGCGCCGGAAGACGCCGAGGGCGGCGGCGAGGGCGCCGCCGAGGGCGCCACGUGCUGGGCGGGUGCCAUCUCCCGGGAGCUGCGCCGCAGGGUGCGCGGGCCCGCGCCGCGGCCCCGAGCGUCUGCGGCCGCCCCCCCGACGGCACGGGGCCGCUCGUGCAGCUGCGCCUGAGGCCCGCUACGCAGGGGGCCCCCGGGUGAGCUUGACGAUCGCCGUGCCGUGAAUGAGGACCUGGUCGCGAACCGAGCGACCACGGCAGAGUAUUUUUCAAGCUGAUUGCCUGCAUGAUCAGCAGCAUACCCUAUGAAUGACGAGUGCCUGGUCGCGAACAGGGUGGCCACGGCAGCGGGGCAAGAUCUGUUUCUUUCAGGACUGUGCGCAUGUCGUUUCUUCUGACAGGUUCAGCAAACAGAAACAACUAGUUGACCUUGACAGAAAUGGAUCUUGACCCAGGAAUCAGAAUGUUCGCGCGCGUCCAAUCCGCGUGGCUUUUGAAAUGACCUUCAAGAGUUUCAAGACAUUGUUUGAAAAGAGGUCCGCUCGGAAGGCAUUGGCUUUGCUAGCAGACGUCGGCGCAGAGGUCUGGACAGCUUGGGUUGAGCUGUUUCAGUUGAGGUUGCUGCGCAGUCGGCAGCGCUUCGUUUUUUAUGUGUUUUCUUGUUUUGUGUUUGUUUUUCCCCUGUGGUGGGUGAUGCAAGGGUUUUUUUCGUGGCGCCCUUGAUGCAGUCAAGCAGCGCACCGCCUGGACCCCUUACUUGCGCCCCGCAAACGGGCUCCGCCCGCAGUCCAGGAGUGCGAUGGCGGCGUGCGAAACUGCUGGAGCAUGGCGCACAUGCACACCCGUAUUCAAUGUCUGCUUGCGGCUGAGCAGAGUUGGCUCGCGUUUCCCAGAUUGGCCUCGAAUGUACAGGAUGACGCGUCGCUUCAAUUUCGCAGGCUUGAGGCCGUACGGGGCAAGGAAACACGUAUUCAGCCUGGUCUGUAGAGAUGUGCAUAUUUUGGAAGGCGGUGUGUUGCGGGUGGGAUGGGUGGGGGACGUGGCGGAACAGACCCAACCACACGCGUUCGCCGGACAGUGGUUUCGCGAGGGGUUUGCGUUGCAGCCUUAUUGGAAGCAAUGUGGGCCAACAUGGCUCCUUUACAUGUCUCGGGUUUCCUAACUCUGGUGCAUGCGCUGGCGUCCAUAUGCGAUCGUUCACCGCUGAAGAGCUUUAUAGCGUUGAUAAGAGGCAUCUAUAGGAUGACCCUUCAGACGCACCUUUUUACCGCAUCGGUAGUUGGCAUGUGGCGCUCUCUUGGCGGUUGCACUGGAAGGUUUACCAGAGCCUGGCUGGAUCACAACGACGUCGGUGACGGGGUUGGCGGCGUAUGUAUGAAUGCCACUUUUUUGGAUUUGGCGCGCUGGCCCAGGUCGGCGCGCCCCCGAGGAAUGCAGCGUGCAUGCUGGAUUACCUUUGAAUUGGAUUUUUCAAACCGCCCUCUGUGCGCAAAGCUGCCUCGAGUGUGGCCAGGGAUGGCGACGCUCCUGGCGCAUGCGCUUGCCUAUCGCAGCUCCAGCCACGUCGACCAGGGGCCUCUCCGCCGAAGAA